AUGUCGACUCCAACAAGACCCAAUUUCAUCGACAUACGUUCCGAGUCUCAAGCCUCCGUCCAGCGCCCACUAAGGUCUCCUCGCCUACAUGUUGCCGGGGAGCAUCCGCCGGAGCUCUCGCCUCUCGAUGCGUUCGCUCUGCAGAGCCGGCUGCUGGCCAAGCAGCUGGAGGAGAGCGCCAAAGCUGGUAGGAGAAUGAGCCGACUGCCUCCAUUGACGACAGAGAGUCCUCUUAUCGUGCAAGGAAGAUCUGAGUAUUUCCGGUCAAUGUCUGCUGAGUCUGGUUCUGACACCGGUGGUGAUGGACCUCAACAACACUCCGCUGGUCCCGGGAUGAGGGCGGAAUUUGCAGAGUCGCCCGAUCGUCCCAAGUCCAUGCACCCACGAAUGAGCCAAAUCCCACCGACCCCGGAUACUUCGAUUCCCAUACCAACACCAAACUCCUUUGAGCAACUGCGAGGUCGACCACUGGGCAGCCAUGAUGACAAGAGCAGCUACUUUGGAGCUAGGAGAGAAAACUCGCCUUCAUCCUUUGACAGUGCCAGCAUCGAUGCCAGGGCGACCGAUGAGGUGGAGUCCUCGCAACCGGAGCUGCUGGGCGAGCCAUCGACAACCCCGAGCCAAGCCUUGUCGUCACCUCGCAAGUUGGAACACAAGACUUCGCACGAGUCUCUCGCUCCCCCAAGGACUACAUUCCCCGCCAGGACUUCCAGCAUCAAGUCACAGACGACAGAAGAUGGUGUUGACGAUGAUGUUCUCGGCUCCUCUUUUCACUCUAACCGAUCGCGCAAGCUCUCUUCGAGCAGUGCCGGUGUAUUCUCCCCUAAUCACCAGCAGCGAUCUCCCUCGAUAAGCUCCAACAUAUCCGAACUACCACGCCCAGCGUUCAACUUCUCGAGGCCAAUGAGCCGAGCAGGAACACCUGGGCUGGAGACACCAGUACGUUUGGACCCGCCUGCGCGGCAGCCCUCCUCCGACAGUCAUUCAUCUUUCUUCUUGGCCGACGACGCAAGCAAUACUCCGAUCAGUAUGAACAGCGAGGGAUUCCCAGAUAUAGCCGAGGAUGGAAAGCCAGGGUCAUCGACAUACAUUUACUCAAAGUUCAACCUUCCCCGAGGAAAGACGAUGCAAAGGUCGAAUUCCAAGGAUCGAGUACCGGCCUCAGGGACUUUCCAAUGGGAGCAGCCCGCUGUUGCUCCCAGUAAUGAACAGACGAUCCCUUGCGGUGGUCAGGCGCCGCCAUCCCCUCCAACCAGGCCCUCCAGCUCAGCAAGUCGCGAGCUGCGGAGACCUUCAGGUGAAACGAGCCUCGAUGUGCCACGUCCCACAACACAACCGUCACCGAGCGAAAACCGACCGGCCACUAGCGGCGGGCGUGCCUCUGAGGACGUACAAAGGGGGCGCAGCGAGAAGCGGUUAGGGACCGCAACAACCAGUGACGCAAGCACCAUCAAGGCCCGUUCCCAGCACUCUGUCGCAACCACGAUGGCAGAUACACCAGCGGAAGAGCAUGUCAGCAAGGCAAUUGCUCUGCAUGAAGAAGGCAAGGUCAAUGAGUCGACCUAUCACCUUCGCUAUGCCGCAAAGCAAGGCGAUCCUGUAGGGAUGCUACUUUUUGCAUUGGCAUGUCGACACGGCUGGGGCAUGCGACCCAACCAGGCAGAAGCUGUGAUAUGGCUUCGCAAGGCUGCCGAUUGCGCAGGCGUCGAGAUUGCAGAGGACGAGAGCAACGCGAAGGAAGGACAGCACGUGGAUGUGGCAGGGCGCAAGACGCGUAAAGCGCAGCUGGCCCUGAGCAUCUACGAGCUUGGUGUAAGCCAUAUGAAUGGAUGGGGCAUUGAGCAGGACAAGGCUCUUGCCUUGCGUUGCUUCGAAAUCGCUGGAAGCUGGGGCGACGUCGAUGCUCUUGCUGAGGCAGGUUUUUGCUAUGCCAAAGGUGUCGGCUGCAAGAAGAACCUCAAGAAGGCGGCGAAGUUAUACCGCGCGGCUGAGGCCAAGGGUAUGAGCAUGGUCGGCAACAGCUGGAUCCACAAGCCGAAGUACAAUGACGACGAGGACGAGGAGAACGACGAUGCAAGGAGCACCAAGUCGCGAUCCAAGUCCAAGUCACGGUUCUUUGGCAAGGUUCGGUCCCACACCACCACCGGCGCACCAUAG
Diaporthe amygdali is the source of this 2157-nucleotide messenger RNA. RefSeq lists its product as uncharacterized. The transcript has 3 exons. Gene Ontology annotation, molecular function: protein binding. Lineage: Eukaryota; Fungi; Ascomycota; Sordariomycetes; Diaporthales; Diaporthaceae. The record is from RefSeq and is a predicted model, not a curated record. Bases 1 to 2157 code for a protein of 718 amino acids.